UCUAGCAAUGCAUUUUAAAUGGGAAAAAAUAAUUGUCAUGCUUUUAAAAACAGUACAAUGAUAAUGCGCUAAUUUAUUAAUGAACUUUCACAGUUGUGUAGAUCUUGAAAUUGUGAUACAAAAAAAUGGCUACGACGAAAGCACAGCUUAAUUCGAGACACGCACAUGAUGAAGCUCACUCGAGAGCAAGUUCAAUCGACGCGUUCUUCGCCGGAGCGAUAAUUCUUUUAACCGGUGCAACGGGAUUCCUCGGAAAAGUUCUUUUGGAAAAGUUGCUGCGCUCGUGUCCCGUGGCCACAAUUUUCGUUCUGAUCCGUCCGAAAAAAUACAAAUCCAUCGAGCAACGUUUCGAGGAACUGCUGAACGAUUCCGUAAGUAUGCAUUGUAUAUGCAUGUUCUACAGUUCACCAUUAGCCUCUCAAUGGUAAACUGGAUGGAAAUUUCUAAUGAAAAUUCAAGAAGAAUUUUAAGCCAGGGCAAGAACAAAUUGACCAUGCUGUAGGCGUAUUCUGUAACUCUUAAGGUGCGAUUUCACGUAGC
Messenger RNA from Solenopsis invicta (red fire ant), 540 nucleotides. RefSeq names its product fatty acyl-CoA reductase 1. The record is from RefSeq and is a predicted model, not a curated record. Lineage: Eukaryota; Metazoa; Arthropoda; Insecta; Hymenoptera; Formicidae. Gene Ontology annotation, molecular function: alcohol-forming very long-chain fatty acyl-CoA reductase (NADP+) activity. Gene Ontology annotation, cellular component: peroxisome. Bases 126 to 428 code for a protein of 100 amino acids. Gene Ontology annotation, biological process: long-chain fatty-acyl-CoA metabolic process. The transcript has a single exon.